AUGGAUCAACACAUUCAAGAUCUAAAGGAGUUUGACGACCAAAAAACAGGAGUUAAAGGGCUUGUAGAUUCAGGAAUCGCAAAAAUCCCAAAGAUUUUCAUUUGCCCACCCAAAAACCAUCACCAAACCAUUAAUCCCAUUGAUGGCAUGAUCAAAAGUCCUUUGAAACUGCCUAUCAUAAAUCUUGAUGGCUUUGAUCAGAAGGGUGAUGGUGGAAGAAGGGCUGAAAUCGUCGACGAGAUUCGCCGGGCGAUGGAGACGUGGGGUUUCUUCCAACUGGUGAACCAUGGAGUUCCGGCAGCCGUAUUGGCGGACCUGUUGAGAAGUACAAAGGAAUUCCAGGAGCAACCUCAAGAAGAGAAGAUGGAAUACUAUUCCAGGGAUCAUACCCGGAAAGUCAAAUAUUAUUCCACUGGAGAUCUAUAUCUAACCAAAACUGCUCAAUGGAAAGACACUCUUUCCUUUGAUUUUGAAGACACCACCAAAAUGGAGCUGGAAAGCUUGCCCCAGAUCUGCCGGGAAGAAAUUGGAGUCUACAUUAAUAGCUUGAACGACCUGAAAAAUGUGUUGUCGGAAUUGAUAUCGGAAGCUCUAGGGCUGGGAAGUGAUCAUCUUGAAAGUUUGGAAUGCUUAAAAAUUCGGAGGCUGUUAUGCCACUACUAUCCACCUUGUCCGGAGCCGGACUUGACCAUGGGUAUCUUGAAGCACUCAGAUCCAUACUUCCUCACCAUUCUCUUGCAAGACCACAUUCCUGGUUUCCAGGUUUUUCAUGACAACCAAUGGUUAGAUGUACCUCCUUUAGAAGGGUCGCUCUUAAUCAACGGUGGAGAUAUGUUACAGCUUAUCACGAAUGGAAAAUUCAAAAGCGUGGAACACAGAGUAAUUGCGGGAAGAGUUGGACCAAGAAUUUCAGCAGCAUGCUUUCUGUAUCCAAAUGGAAAGAACCAAAUCAAGCCAUAUGGUCCGCUGAAGGAGCUGGUUUCCGCAGACAAUCCUCCAAAGUAUAGGGAGACAAGUUUCUCAGAGUACGUUCAGUACUAUGCUUCCAGAGGUCUUGGAGCUGCCAAGGCCCUUGACCAUCAUUUCCAAUUCACAAAUAAAACCAACGGAAAAUAG
This is a messenger RNA of Oldenlandia corymbosa var. corymbosa, 1116 nucleotides long. The record is from the annotation of a GenBank genome assembly. NCBI's taxonomy places the organism in Eukaryota, Viridiplantae, Streptophyta, Magnoliopsida, Gentianales, Rubiaceae.